Messenger RNA from Boleophthalmus pectinirostris (great blue-spotted mudskipper), 563 nucleotides. RefSeq names its product lymphocyte antigen 97, tandem duplicate 3 (gene ly97.3). The record is from RefSeq and is a predicted model, not a curated record. The transcript has 4 exons. Bases 147 to 425 code for a protein of 92 amino acids. Lineage: Eukaryota; Metazoa; Chordata; Actinopteri; Gobiiformes; Gobiidae.
AGUAACUGUGAACCGUGACUGAGAGCUGUAUUGACUUAAUAGAGAUACUCCCCUUAAAGAGACAUUAUCCACACUGGGCAAAGUCUAUUUAAGUCGACCGGGGUUAUUGAAACCAGCUCAUAAGGAAGACUCCAGCUGAUUUGACCAUGAAGCUGUUAGUAUUUGCGCUCGCCGUUGCCGUGCUGUUUACAGUGGGAGAGGGUCUGGACUGUCACAGGUGUGUGCCCAGACGUGCAGGGGAGGAUUGCGAGCUCACCGUGGAGACGUGUAAACCAGGGAAGGACGGCUGUGCGGCUGCGAGGUUCACCAGAGCUCCAUUUGGUCAGUACCAGAAAUGCAUGGCUCUGAAAGACUGUGAAAUGCUCAAGCUGAACGCCUACAUCGAUAUUAAAUGCUGUGGCGACGAUUUGUGCAACACCUUUUAGAAGCCCAUUCUAAAAAGAGUUCCACUAAAAGCAGCUUUGGAGGUGACCCAGCAGACAGGUGCGAGCGGAGCCGGGUCCAACGCUUCUCUGCAUACACAAUGUCCAGACCGCAAUGAGAAAUAAAGACGAGAAAAUGCA